Molecule: messenger RNA, 873 nt
Organism: Camelina sativa (false flax)
Lineage: Eukaryota; Viridiplantae; Streptophyta; Magnoliopsida; Brassicales; Brassicaceae
Source: RefSeq, a predicted model, not a curated record
AUGAUGAUGUCCAACCUUCCAGAUGAUUUGGUAGAGGAGAUUCUCUCUAGGGUUCCGUUGACAUCUACGAGAGCAAUGAGGUCUACUUGCAAAAAGUGGAACGUUUUAACCAAAGAUCAAAGCUUUACAGAUAAGCACAUCCGCAUGAAUGUUGUAGCCGCAGCAGGAGAACGAGAGUUUCUGAUAAUCAUGAAUUUUAAGGCUUAUUUGAUUGGCGUCAAUCUCCAUGAUAUUAAAAACAACAAUGUUGAUCUAUCUAUAAAGUGUAAAGGUAAACUUAUUAGCCUGGACAACUUAGAUAACGUGUUCACCGUCUCUCACUGCAACGGUUUAUUGCUAUGCUUAUCACUAGUAAGAAACGGCGAUCCUAGGCUUGUGAUUUGGAACCCGUAUUGUGGGAAACCAAAGUGGAUCAAACUUAGAUCUAAUUACACGACAGUCGACAGGUUUGCUCUCGGAUACGACAAAUCCUGCAGUAGCCACAAAAUAUUGAGGCUUUUAAGUAAUAAACUAAGUGACUACGGAAUUUACCAUUUGAGCUCUGAUUCAUGGAUGGUUCCUAGUACUGUCAUUCUUGAACGGGAUAUGGUGUACAUGCAAUCAUGCGUGUCUUUAAAGGGAAAUACUUACUGGUGUGCAAAAGACAAGACAUCAAUCAGUUCUUACUUACUUUGUUUUGAUUUUACAAGAGAGAGAUUUGGACCGCGUCUGCCUUUGCCUUUGCCUCUGCCCUUCAUUAGAGAAGUUUUUGAGUCUCUAUAUGUGGUUAGAGAUGAGAAGCUUGCGAUGUUAUUACAGCGAACGGAUACAUUUGAGUAUGAGAUUUGCGUUACGAAUAAGAUUGAGCCCAAUGCAGUGUUAUGGAAAAAUUGA